This is a messenger RNA of Lynx canadensis (Canada lynx), 273 nucleotides long. Its product is annotated as ubiquitin-like. The record is from RefSeq and is a predicted model, not a curated record. Gene Ontology annotation, molecular function: protein tag activity; ubiquitin protein ligase binding. Lineage: Eukaryota; Metazoa; Chordata; Mammalia; Carnivora; Felidae. Gene Ontology annotation, cellular component: cytoplasm; nucleus. Gene Ontology annotation, biological process: modification-dependent protein catabolic process; protein ubiquitination.
AUGCAGAUAUUUGUGAAGACGAUGGGCAAGACCAUCACCCUUGACGUUGAGACCAAUGAUACCAUGGAGAAGGUCAAAGCCAAAAUCCAAGACAAGGAAGGCAUCCCGCUUGACCAGCGGCGUCUGAUUUGUGUGGGCAAACAGCUGGAGGGCAACCACACUCUCUCAGACUACAAUAUCCAGAAAGAGUCCACCUUGAACCUGGUCCUUGGCCUGUGGGGUGGGGGAUUGGAGAAUAGCCUCAGAAUAGAUAUUUUAAAUUUGAAUUGCUAA